Leptosomus discolor (cuckoo roller) is the source of this 879-nucleotide messenger RNA. The record is from RefSeq and is a predicted model, not a curated record. NCBI's taxonomy places the organism in Eukaryota, Metazoa, Chordata, Aves, Leptosomiformes, Leptosomidae.
AUGAGCAACAACAGUAACAAGAGAGCACCAACGACCGCAACACAGAGACUUAAACAAGACUACCUUCGAAUUAAGAAAGAUCCAGUGCCUUAUAUCUGUGCAGAGCCCCUCCCAUCUAAUAUCCUCGAAUGGCACUAUGUGGUGCGGGGACCUGAAAUGACUCCCUAUGAAGGUGGCUAUUAUCAUGGGAAACUAAUAUUCCCCAGAGAAUUUCCUUUUAAACCUCCUAGUAUUUAUAUGAUUACACCUAAUGGAAGGUUUAAGUGUAAUACAAGGUUGUGUCUUUCCAUCACUGAUUUCCACCCGGAUACAUGGAAUCCAGCUUGGUCGGUCUCGACGAUCUUGACGGGCCUUCUUAGUUUUAUGGUGGAAAAGGGCCCCACACUGGGCAGCAUAGAGACCUCGGAGUUCACGAAAAGACAGCUUGCCGCACAAAGCUUAGCGUUUAAUUUAAAAGAUAAAGUCUUCUGCGAGCUCUUCCCUGAAGUGGUGGAGGAGAUUAAACAAAAACAGAAAGCGCAAGAAGAGCUCAGUAACAGACCUCCAUCCCUCCCUUUACCAGACGUUGUCCCUGAUGGGGAAGCACACUACGGUCAGAACGGAAUACCCCUUCUUAACGGGCACGUACCCUUGGCACCUGCCAAUCACCCCGGUCUCCAACAGGCCAAUCGUAACCAUGGACUUUUAGGCGGAGCUUUGGCGAACUUGUUCGUUAUAGUUGGUUUUGCAGCCUUUGCCUACACAGUCAAGUAUGUACUGAGAAGCAUAGCGCAAGAAUGAGAAUAAUAAAAGAAAUCCAAGACCAAAUUAGUGGUAGUUGCAGAAUGAGUGGGACUCUUUGGGCCUCUGACUCUGACACUGGGGUAAAUAUUUGUUUUA